Parasteatoda tepidariorum (common house spider) is the source of this 4855-nucleotide messenger RNA. RefSeq lists its product as uncharacterized. The record is from RefSeq and is a predicted model, not a curated record. Gene Ontology annotation, molecular function: transmembrane transporter activity. Gene Ontology annotation, biological process: transmembrane transport. Lineage: Eukaryota; Metazoa; Arthropoda; Arachnida; Araneae; Theridiidae.
UUCGAGACAUAAAAGAAAUUUGUUUUCAUUUUGUGCUUGCACAUUUUGUUUUGAAUACAAGCAGCAAAUAAAUAUGCAAUGUCACUUUCUCUGAAGUAGGUUGAAUAAUUUAUAUCUAUUCUGAUAAAAAACAUAUUCCGUUGUUACGAAAAGCAAGAGUUUCCCUUUCUACUUCUGAAGAUUUUCUUGGCAAUCUUGACGUAAGACACUUGCAGCUUUGGUACUAAUCAUUUAUAAAUGGAGAGAAGCCCAGUGGAUAGUUAUUAUAGUUGGAUAGUUGCAGUGGCUGGUUCUGUAAUAUUUUUGUUAGUGUCAUGUCCUGUUAGAUUGGGUGCUCAACUUUUUGUAUCAAUGUUACAUCAAUACCAUACUACGAGAGAAGCCGCAGCUUUUCCAUUUGCUUUAGCAUCCCUUAUGAGAAGUGUAUCAGGUCCUUUUGCUGGGUUCUUCAGUGGAAUACUUGGAUUACAAGGAGUGACUUUGUGUGGCUGUUUGUUUUCUACGAUAGGAAUUGGAGCAUGUUUCUUUGCAGAAAACAUUCAAACUAUUGACGUAUUUUUGGGAGUAAUCGCAGGAAUUGGCUUUGGUUGGUCAACAGCUUUGAUUCCGGAAAUACUCAAUCAACAUUUCGAAAAGCACAGAACUAAAGCAUAUGGCGUGUUUAUGGCAGGAAGUGGUCUGGGUGCUUUCAUUGGACCUCCUGUAUUGGAAGUGAUCAUAAAAAAGUACAGCAUGUCUGGUACAUACCUUAUAAUGAGUGGAAUCGUUUUCAACAGUGUGGCAGCUGCAUUACUUUUAAGGAAACCAGAGUUUCGAAAAAAUAAAAUUGCUAAUUCUCAGGAGGAAAACAAAACCGAGGCUGUUAUUACUACAAUCUGUCUAAAUAAUUUAAAUUGUGAUGGAGCAUUUUUAACAAAAGAUGAACCUAAUGGAGACAGUUCAACUCUUGAAAUACCAGAUGAACAUAAUAGUCAAACUAAAAUGGCGUCUCAUAAAAUUGAUGCGCCUUGCAAUGAAAACAAAGACGCACAAAAUAACACCGAGUUAACUUUUGAAAAAUAUUCCGACUCCUCUGGGUCAAUUACGUCAUUCUCUAAAUCGACAAUUUCAAAUACCGCCAGUAUAUCGAGGUGUGAAAAUGACCAGCUACAAAAAUCAUCAGUAGUACUUAAUGCUCGUGAUUUAAAUGAGCAGUUUGCUCAACCAAGUACCAGGCAAAAUAAUGAAAUGACCGAUAAAACAAUUGUAAAAAAAACUGCUAAAUCUUAUCUGAGUUCGAUUGAUGUGAUCUGGCACCCAAUUUUUUUAUGCGUGACUAUUAUCAAUAGCUCGAAUGCUUAUGUGAAUUAUGUGUUUUGGACUGUUUUGAUUGAUAUCGUUAGAGAUAAAGGAAUAAAAGGCUAUUUGGAAAUAUAUUUUGCGAUGGGUAUGAAUUUGUUCGAUGUGUUCGGUCGCUUCUUUUUGGGCUCAUUAAUUGAUUGUGGUUUCCUGUCUGUUACAAGCCUUUGUGCAUGUUGUUUUUUCGUAAUGUGUUUGUCUUGUCUUCUGAUUCCAUGGAUCUCAAGCUUCAGUUUAAUGAUGAUUGUGUUCUGCAUGCUAGGCUUAGUGUUUGGGGCAAACACUGCCACAGUGCCAAUGAUAGUGACAGAAUUCAUUGAAAAAGAAAAGAGGACUAUGGCUAUGGCAUCAAGACUAAUCAUAUAUAUACCCAUGAGUUUUACAAUAUCUCCUUUAAUAGGUUAUUUCAGAGGCCAACUAGGUUCUUACGAUGGAUAUCUAUAUAUGAUGUCAUUACUAUGUUUGAUCUGUUGCAUUGGAGUUUCCUUACUACCACGAUUUGUAGAUGCCAAAUACAGAAACAAUAAAGAUGGACGUUAAAGUAAAAUUGGACUGUUUGCGGUUUCAAACAAAUUGAAUCAAAAUAGAGAAUUAACUCGUCGCAAAGACAUCAAAUAUCAUUUUCGAGGUAAUAAUGAAAGAAAUAAUCUCAAACUGUUUCAGUACUGUUCGGUGGCAUAAUAGCAGAAUAUGACACAGUAGAAUCUGGAAGUAAAAACUGAUGCUGAUAUAUUAUCAAUCAAAUUUUCACCGUCUUAAGUAGUAUAUGGUCAUCGAAAAAGUAUUAAUCAUUAGUUCUAUUUAUAGGUUAAAUAUUAGAUCUAACAUAAAGACAGAUUAUAUGAGUCUUGAAUUACAGAAAAAUUUAGACACGCUGGGUGCUAACCAAUACAGUGUUGUGAAAGGACCUGGUUUAAUGUAAAUGCGCCGUUACCGAACAUUUCUCUGCACAGCAAUCAGACCAGAGACGUUUCAAAAAUGUACGUUCAGAAAAAUGUGACAAUGCUGAAAAACGCCAGUUCUUCUUUGAAAGAGGGAGUUUUUUAGUGUAUUUUCUAAAAGAGGAUGCAACGCUGAAUCGGAUAUGAACUGCGAAGUAAAAAGGCUUAAAAUAUAUUACUUUAAUAUACACUGUUGGAAAUUUCUCGAGAUGGCUAAACCGUCAAUCUCAUGACCGACAGAACAGUGUUUAGAGUCCCAGUGUUGAUACUACUAUAUUUCCUCCAUUCCUUUUAACGCAUGAAACGUUUCUAGUGCCCCGCAUUCCCCAAUUUGUCACUCUGGUCUGUUAAAGUACGAUACUCUCAUUCAUGCAUAGAUGGCAGCACUAUAAGGUUGCUGAACUAUCUCCAAGUCCAGUUAAAUGUCUUUUUUCGGGUUUUAAAACCAUGCUAGUUGUAAAUGGUUUGAGAACUAUAUAGUUUUGUGUUCAUGGUUUCCCGGUUGCAAAACCAUGAAGGUAAAAAAUAUUCUCUACCGUAAACUUUACGGUUAAUUGGAUGGGCAGACUGCUGCCAGUUAUUUUACCAUAAUUUUCGAAUGAAAAUUCUAACAGUGUAGUGUUUGAGUAAUUUUGGAGUACACUGUUUGCCUUAGUUAGCGCAAAAGUUGCUUUGAGUUUUGAUAAUGGGAUUUAUUUGAGAAUUUUACAAAAUGCGGGAACAAAUAUACUUGGUAUUCGUUGAAUAUGUAAAUUGACACGAUCUGAUGCUUUUUUACUGCAAUAUAAGUGAUAUGAAGAAAGUAUUAUCUGAAAAGCAUCUAGAAAGUAUCUGUGUACUGAAAGGAUUAUUUUCAAUUACUAACUUAAAACUUUUUCUUCUUCUUAGAAUUCCAGCUUAUUCAAAAAUCAUUGCAAUUUUAAGGAAUUUUUUUCGCUUAUAUUUUUGUUCACCUUUUUUUUCUUCUUUAACUAGAGAUUAUUUAUGCAUUGGCGUAAAAAAUACAUACAUAUUUCUCUCGAUAUUUUAAUUUUAUACGAUAGUGUUUGAGCUGAUGUGAAAAAAUAAGUGAAUAAAAUAAAAAAUAAUAAUCUAAGAAAAUGAAGAGAAAGAGUGAGAAAGAUGCUGCCAGAUAUUUUUAAAUCUAUAAAGAACUCAAAGAGAUAAAAACAGUUUAUUAAUAUAAGGUUAUUGCUAUGUAUUAGCAAAAAAUAAAAUUACUUCUCAUUCAAUGCUUUUUAUUAAUACAUUAUAUUGUGUCUCAUAUUCUAUAUUUCCUAAGUUUAAAUUUUUUUUAAAGAUUAGUUGAUUAUUUUUCAUAACCAGACAAUCAUUUAUUUUGUUACGGUUAAUGUAUGAUAAAAAAUUUCUUACAUGAAAUUAUAAUAAAUAUGCAUUUUAUGAACGAAAUGAUCUUCUUUGUGGAAAAUAUUGAAUUGAAAAAAAAAGAAAUUGAAUGAGAGGCAAUCAUGAAAUUAGAGAGUGGGAUGAGUCAGGGGUAGAGCUUACAAGUUUAUUAAAUAAAUUAAUAAAUUAUAAAUAAUUUAAUUACGAAAAUAUAGAACUUCGGCUUCAAUUUUAAAUUUUUCAGUUCUAAUCUAAUUUUUAUUCUUCAGCUCUAAUUUUAAAUUAAUAUUUGCAAAGAUUGUUUUUAAAAUUGUAUGACUAUCGCCCUAGCAAAAUAUAUUAUUGCAUUUGUAUGAAAAGCUCCAGAAAUUGAGACUGAAUUUUCCGAUAGCAAAAAAUAGUUCUAUAAUUUUAAAAUAAAACAUCUGUGUAAGUAAAGCAGCAGGAGGUUUAUACGUAUGCUUUGUAAGUACCUUAUAUAAAUCCGCAAUUCUAAACCGAUCCGCGCCAAAUUUGGCGUUUAUACUUUUAAAGACACGAUGGACAUGUAUACUUAAAAACUUCCUCCGAGCACCGUUUUGGGGCAUUUAUUUUCCUUCGGAGGAGGUAAAGAAACAAUUCCAUCAGAUUUAAAUCACGAACGUAAAUUGAUAAGAUUGGUUCUCAUUGUCUCUCAUGGAUAUAACUAUUCUAGUAAAAAUUACUGUACCGUAUGGUCAUAACAUUUCUGGUAAAUAAAACGAGCUUCAACAAAAUUCUGGUUAAUAAAACCAAAAUAUACGUUAAGCCAUUUAUGAGGUAGUUUUUCCUGUUCAUAUGGUAAUGGUUUACAAGAAAUUUUUGUUCUUAAAAUCAUAGUUCUUAUUACCACUCAUUUAGUAAAAAAUACAAACUAAAAAGAUAAUUUAACUGAAUAAAUAGUUUGUGCCAUGCUGUUAAGAGUAAUGAUAAAAUUAACAAAUUUUAUCAUGUUUGCUACAUUUUAUCACAUAUUAUAAAAUAAUAUUUUGUUGUUGAUUUUAGCGAUACCAUUAUUAAGACUCUUCGGUAAAAUUACUGAGCUUUUUGGUAUUUCCAUACAGCCAGAAACUCGGUAAAUUUUACCAUAUUCUGGCUAUUUUGACCAUACCUUUUUUCUAUGUGCAGCACCUGUAAAUUCAAUAUCCGUAAUAUUUAGUACCACUUUUAAAUAAUUAUCAAUGGUGUGAAUAAAACUUUGGCUAUUAUUA